UAUAGAUUUUUAAUUUGUGGGUGUUUUUCAUGUGAUCUCAAUAGAGAAGAAGCAAGAAACAGAAAGAGAGAAUUGGGUUUUCUUCUUCUGGUGUUUUGUGAAGAGAAGUUGUUUAAUUUUAAAAUAGAAGAGCUGGCAAACCCGUGGUGGAGCGGGAAUGUGGCGAUGGGAGGAGUCGAUCUCUCGGUUCCGUCCCUUCGCAUACGGGACCCUGACGACGAUCAUUUGGGAGGGUUGGGUCGCUUCGGAUCGAGAAGGGAGCAAGAGCUGAUGGAAAGCAAGAACACCAUUGCUAACAGCAGCAGCAGCAACAACAACAACAACGGUUCGAAUGCUGGGAACCAAAUCCAGGAAGACGAGGACAGCCGCGGCGAUGCUGAGGCGGAGGACCAGACAGCAGGUCAGGAGACGGUGGAGGGAAGCAGCGGCGGGAGCGGUGGCCGCCGGCCCCGUGGCCGCCCGCCCGGGUCGAAGAACAAGCCCAAGCCGCCGAUCAUCAUCACCCGAGAAAGCCCCAAUGCCCUCCGCAGCCAUGUGCUGGAAAUCAGCAGUGGAAGUGACAUAGCUGACAGUGUCGCUGCCUUCUCCCGUCGCCGUCAGCGUGGGGUCUGUGUUCUCAGUGGUAGCGGCAUCGUCACCAACGUCACGCUCCGCCAGCCUGCUGGGCCCGGCGCCGUCCUCACCCUCCAUGGCCGGUUUGAGAUAUUAUCUCUAUCUGGUGCAUUCCUUCCCACACCUUCGCCACCCGGUGCGACUGGGCUGACUGUCUAUUUAGCUGGUGGGCAGGGGCAAGUGGUGGGUGGGAGUGUGGUGGGCCCGCUUAUCGCGUCUGGCCCCGUGAUGGUGAUCGCUGCGACAUUCACUAAUGCAACCUACGAGCGGCUGCCGAUCGAUGAGGAGGAGGAGGAGGCUGCAGCUGCGGCUGCGGCCGCAGCGCCGGAGGGAAUGCAAUUACAGCAAUCUCCAGGGGUAAAUUCGGGAUCUAGUAACCUAUCUGGAUCACAGUCUCAUGGUUUGCCUGAUCCAUCAUCACUGCCCAUAUACAAUCUACCACCCAAUCUGCUACCAAACGGGCAGCUGCACCAUGAUGUGUAUGGGUGGGGUCCACCAACUAGGCCACCGCCAUCUUACUAAGAUGAAUAAGAAAAUCACAUGCAUUUCUUCC
Molecule: messenger RNA, 1165 nt
Organism: Magnolia sinica
Lineage: Eukaryota; Viridiplantae; Streptophyta; Magnoliopsida; Magnoliales; Magnoliaceae
Product: AT-hook motif nuclear-localized protein 15-like
Exons: 1
Cellular component (GO): nucleus
Molecular function (GO): minor groove of adenine-thymine-rich DNA binding; DNA-binding transcription factor activity
Source: RefSeq, a predicted model, not a curated record